GUGUCGCUGCCCGCGGCGCUCUGGCUGUACGUGCAGUGGACGCUGGAGACCCACGGCUGGAAGCUGCUGGGCGGAGCGCUGCUGUUCUACGCGGCGCGCGGCCGCUUACGCAAGCUCAUGGCGCGGCGCCACCAGCAGCGCGCGCUCGCCGAAGCGAACGACCCGGCUAGAGUGGAGGUGCUACGUCGAGAAACGGCCCGCGUGCGCCGCCAACAGCAGCAGCAACUCCAGGCGGGGACC
Messenger RNA from Phytophthora sojae, 240 nucleotides. RefSeq lists its product as hypothetical. The record is from RefSeq and is a predicted model, not a curated record. The annotation marks the transcript as partial. The transcript has 2 exons. NCBI's taxonomy places the organism in Eukaryota, Oomycota, Peronosporomycetes, Peronosporales, Peronosporaceae.